AUGGGAUGCUUGAACGAGCUCAACUACAAGUUGGUGUGGAAAGACCACAUGUGCCAUCUUUACACAAAAGCUGGAGAAAAGAUCGAUGUGGAACUUCACAAUGGAUGUCCCUACGUUGCUCAUGAAUUUGGAGCGAAACUGCUGACGGUUUUGGAACAGCAUCAAAUUCAACAAGAGCUGAAAAAGAUGACCUUGAAGUCAAUCUUGACAAGAGGGGCUGCCGGUCUUGGCGACAAAAUGAGCAUUGAAAUGGCGAUGCUUGUCAAGCUCAAGGAGGUCAUGCCGACUUUGCCUGAAGAUUUGGCGUUGAAGCUGGUCCCAGAUCUCUCAGUGCUCACGGACCCCAACAUCGGCUUGAACCUUCCAUGGAAUCGCAGAAAGCGAAAAAGACUCAUGAUGGCAAAGAAUGUGAUCAUCCACAUGUACAGUGGACCUGAUGCUUCUUACUGGGAGCGGCGUUUGUCAAAUGAGCACACUGAGGUCGUGGAGCUGAACCUGAAGCUGCAGUUGCUGAAGCAAUCAGCAGAUGGAUUCGCCGUGAAGCGCCUCCACGUGAAGGACCUGAAGAUCCUGUUGGCGUUGUUUACGCCGAUGAUGAUGUCAAACCUGCUGGUGUCGCUGCAAUUGGAAAUGUUGCCCUUCAACAAUGGAAGCAACACUACAUGCAGGACCACAUGCCGGCUCGUCGAGAUUGCAGCCACUGUGUACGUUCUCAAGAUGAAGAGGAAGAUCACCCUUUGCCUGGCCUUGAUGACCCUGAGCUCUCUGGUGAUCCUCAAGAACAACAACCUGGAGAUGGUCAACCACCUCAACAACAUGUUGAACGAGAUCAACAACAAGCGGGCCAUGAAGCUCGACAUGAACAAGGUCUUCCUGCAGGAGUUGCACAAGAUGAACCUGAUCCUCUCCAAGAAGAAUCGGCCCGAAGACCCUGAAAUACGUGCUGCUCAAGUGCGAAGCCAUGGCAGCAGAGAGCGUGUUCAUGCUGGUGCAGCUUCUGCGAUGAGUUUUUUGGUGGGGCAGACUCUUUUGUCCGAAGCCGAAGCUUUGGAAAUCAAGGGAGAACAAGAUGAAGCGGAUCCACUUUGGAUUGCUGCGGUGGUUUUGAUGAUCCUUGGGGCAAUCUACGCUGGCAAGCUGGCAGUUCAAGCUGGUCAAUGCUGCAUGCGCCGAUUGCAGGUGUGGUCGUCUUCGCCAUCGAUGCCUUCUGGUGAGAUGCAAGUUUCAUCAACAAGCUCCGCUACCAAAGAUGAUGGUGAAAGAAGAUCUAAGUUGAGGUGGAGAACGAGCUCUUCAAGCAGCUUUGGCCCUGUGCAGGCCCCCUCAGCAGGAUCUCCGAGCUCUGGCCCUGCGCAGGCCUCUUCAGCGGGAUCGUCGAGCUAUGGCCCUGUGCAGGCCUCUGUGACGAUGUCUUUGCGGAGCGUUGGCCCUGUGCAGGCCCUUGGUGUGUCUGGCCCUGAGCAGGCCUCAAGUUCAACAACAUCAGUACCCAUAACUGCCGAGCGUGCUGGCCCUGAGCAGGCCCAUUUUUCUGGAUCUGGUGGUGGCCCUGUGCAGGCCUUGAGAUCUUCGAAUGCGGCUGCUGGAGCAUCCUUGGGCAGUGCUGGCCUUGUGCAGGCCUUGCGAACUACGAAUGCGGCCCUGGCUGCUGUUGCGCUGAUUUCCCAGAGCGCUGCUGCGGGCGAUGGCAUUGAGCAUGCGCUGAUGCAGCGUGCUGACGAAGUGAGCGAGACGGUGCGCGCAGCCCAGCAGCUGGGGCUCGCAAAGGGUGCUUAA
Molecule: messenger RNA, 1776 nt
Organism: Cladocopium goreaui
Lineage: Eukaryota; Dinophyceae; Suessiales; Symbiodiniaceae
Source: the annotation of a GenBank genome assembly